UUGUGGCUCUUUCCGGCGUCCUUCAUGCUUCCUCCGAGAAAAGUGUUUGUGACUCGUAAACCUGGCGCUUGGGGGGUUUGUAUAUAAAGGAGUUGCAAUCGGAUAAGAACGGUGGGGGCAGCUUCUGUGCGGUAAGGUGCAGCUAAGAUUAUGGUGGCAAACUGCGAUUCGUAUAGUUAGUUAGCCCAUUGGGCCGGCCCAUAACACUAGCGCUGCUGUCAUGAUGAGAUGAUUUGAAACAACACACUUUGCGUCGAAUGUGUUUGGCCCAGUCGAGAAAACGAGCGCAUAGACAGAUUUACUCAAAGUCGCGUCUCGGAGAUUCGCUUUAUCAGUGGCCAAGACGCAACAAUCUCCGGUCACUAAGACACAAUCCACGUCCACCGCUCUAAUUGAAAUAGAUAACCCGGCCAGUGUGAAGAGACAAUUGGCGCAGCUAUUUGAUUUGUCUCUGAGGGCAACCGUGCCUGAUGAGUCGGAUGUUGUGCCGUUAGUUGAUGCUUGCGCCGUGAAAGGCGGCGUAAAAUUUGGUGAUUAUCAAUGUAAUAAUGCAAUGGGUAUAUGGUCUAAGAUGAAAGGAAUGCAGACAGGAUUUAGGGGUCCCCCGGCAAUUGGGCAGGCCAUUGUUAACAAUCUCCCUCCAUCUGAAAUGAUUGAUUCGUGCUCUGUAGCUGGUCCUGGAUUUGUCAAUGUUGUAUUAUCAAAGAAGUGGAUAGCACAGAGCUUACAUAGGAUGCUAAUUGAUGGUAUUGAUUCAUGGGCACCUCGACUUCCGGUCAAGAGGGCUUUGAUUGAUUUUUCCUCACCUAAUAUAGCGAAGGAAAUGCAUGUUGGCCACCUGAGAUCUACCAUUAUUGGGGAUACAGUAGCUCGUAUGCUCGAAUUUUCACACGUGGAAUGUGUAAUCCGUAGAAAUCAUGUUGGUGACUGGGGAACACAGUUUGGGAUGCUGAUUGCAUACCUCUUUGAAAAAUUCCCUAACCCAGAUGAUGUUAGUGUAGCAGACAUUGGAGAUCUUCAGGCAUUCUAUAAGGCCUCAAAACUGAGGUUUGAUAGUGAUCCUGAAUUUAAGCUGAGGGCACAACAGGCAGUGGUCCGGCUCCAGAGUGGAGAAACCAUGUAUCGCAAGGCAUGGAAACAAAUUUGUGAUGUUAGUAGGGCUGAAUUUGAUAAAGUUUAUCAACGCCUUGGAGUUCAAUUGGAGGAAAAGGGAGAGAGCUUCUAUAAUCCAUAUAUUCCUGGGGUUUUGGAGAAACUGGAUAAUUUAGGACUGGUUGAAGAGAGUGAUGGUGCACGUGUGGUUUUUGUUGAGGGUGUAAACAUACCACUUAUUGUUGUAAAAAGAGAUGGUGGCUACAACUAUUUUACAACUGAUCUAGCAUCACUUUGGUAUCGUCUAAAUGAAGAAAAACUUGAGUGGAUUGUAUAUGUUACAGAUAUUGGGCAGCAGCAACACUUUGAUAUGCUAUUUAAGGCCUAUAGGCGUGCAGGUUGGUUACCAAAGGAUGAGAAUGCAUAUCCAAAAUGUACUCAUAUAGGUUUUGGUCUUGUUCUUGGGGAAGAUGGAAAACGAUUUCGGAGUCGCAGCAGUGAGGUUGUUCGAUUGGUUGAUUUACUUGAUGAAGCUAAAAGGCGCUGUAAAACUGCCAUUCUUGAACGUGAUACAGCUAAAGAUUGGUCUGAGGAGGAGAUUGAGAACACAACCGAGGCUAUUGGCUACGGGGCUGUUAAGUAUGCUGACUUGAAGAUCAACAGAUUAACAAAUUACACAUUCAACUUUGAUCAGAUGCUAAAUGAUAAGGGGAAUACUGCUGUUUAUUUGCAGUAUGCACAUGCUAGAAUCUGUUCCAUUAUCCGCAAAUCUGGUAAAGACAUAGAAGAAAUAAAGAGAAAUGGGAAAGUAGUGUUGGAUCAUGAAGACGAACGUGCAUUGGGGCUUCAUUUGUUACAAUUUCCCGAGGUUUUUGAGGAGGCAUGCACCAAUUUGUUGCCCAAUUUGUUGUGUGAAUACCUUUACAAUUUGGCAGAAAUCUUUUCAAAAAAGUUUUACUCUAAUUGUCAGGUUGUCGGGUCGCCUGAGGAAACUAGUAGACUUUUGCUGUGCGAAGCAACGGCAGUUGUGAUGAGAAAGUGCUUUUAUCUCCUUGGAAUUGUACCUGUUUACAAGCUAUGACCAUCCGGAGGAGUUGAAAUGCAAAUUUCUUCGUCAGAAUUUUUUGGGAUACACCAUACACGAGUGUAGGAAACUUAGCAAUGAAAAUUGUUCAGGCAAAUUCAACCACCUCUUCCAUUUUGUUAACUGUAUGAAUUGUAAGAAUGAAAGUAAAUAUGUUAUAGCAAUAUUGUUGACAAGGUCCCUUUGGUAAUUUAUUUUGAUAAGAUAAUGUUAUAUUUCAUUAGACUUGGUAAAAAAUCAAAGCUUCAGGAGUAACAAGAAAAUAGACGUUAUGGGUUCCAUAGUACAUUUGUACUGCAGAAAAAUCCAACCAUACUGGUCAUUGUGCACUCUCAAUCUCAAAAGUUACUGGACUUUAUUUAUUGUUUGGAAUUAUGUUUUAGGCACACGAGUGCUUUCUUUCUUA
Molecule: messenger RNA, 2582 nt
Organism: Cajanus cajan (pigeon pea)
Lineage: Eukaryota; Viridiplantae; Streptophyta; Magnoliopsida; Fabales; Fabaceae
Source: RefSeq, a predicted model, not a curated record